GAUACCAAGUUGGGGAGGUCGAAGGUCAGUGCGCGGCACCAGGCGGCCGUUACAAGAUGGCGACUCCUUUGCGAAAGAGUUUCGAGGUUUUUGUGUCACGGAUCCCCUGGUCCUUGGCUAGCAAAGAAAUCAAAGAAUAUUUUGGGCAGUUCGGACAAGUCAAGAAAUGUCUCCUUCCAUUUGACAAAGAAACUGGAUUUCACAAAGGAUUCUGUUGGGUUGGCUUUAAUACAGAAGAAGGACUUCAGAAUGCACUGCAGAAAGAACCACACCUCAUUGAAGGGGCAAAGCUUCAAGUUCAGAGAAACAGAAAGUUGCCUCAAGGGCGCAGACAAAAUAAGGUCACUGAAUCAGCAAGUUGACAGUGCAAGUUUUUGGUGUUUGUCAGAAUUUAAAUUAAAGAUGGUGACUUAAGAUU
This is a messenger RNA of Stegostoma tigrinum, 418 nucleotides long. It is a transcript of the gene slirp, whose product is annotated as SRA stem-loop interacting RNA binding protein. The transcript is spliced from 4 exons. NCBI's taxonomy places the organism in Eukaryota, Metazoa, Chordata, Chondrichthyes, Orectolobiformes, Stegostomatidae. Gene Ontology annotation, molecular function: RNA binding. The record is from RefSeq and is a predicted model, not a curated record. Bases 57 to 362 code for a protein of 101 amino acids.